UUUCGGCUCUUUCUGAUUUAUGAUUGGCUCGACCUCACGGUCUUGCCGUUGGGGCUACUCGGCUCCUUCAGCUUGUGUUAUCACUGAAAAUGGCGACCUGGUGUGUACGAGCUGUAAGACAGAGUUACUAUGUUGCGGCAUCGCCUUCAUUACUAAGGGCAUCCCCGCGGCUCCUAUGCACAGCAGCUCAUCAGAAGAGUGGCCAGGGGUCGGAGGAGGACCAGAAGGCUGAGCAGAGCCCUGCAGAAAAGGCCUUGGUUGAGGAGAAGGGUCAGCUGGAGGAGCAGCUUAAGGAGGUCACGGACAAGUACACGCGCUCUCUGGCAGACAUGGAGAACCUCAGGACGAGGAGUCAGAAGAUGGUGGAAGACGCAAAGAAAUAUGGAAUCCAAGGCUUCUGCAAAGACCUGCUGGAGGUGGCAGACAUCUUGGAGAAGGCGACGGACAGUGUGCCCAAGGAGGAGGUGACCUCUCAGAAGAACCCCCACCUGAAGAACCUGUACGAUGGCCUGGUGAUGACAGAGACGCAGAUCCAGAAGGUCUUCGCCAAGCACGGCCUGUUCAAGCUCAACCCCGACGGAGGGCAGAAGUUUGACCCCUAUGAGCAUGAGGCUCUAUUUCACGCCCCCGUGGAGGGUAAAGAGCCUGGCACGGUCGCCAUAGUAACCAAGGUGGGCUACAAGCUCCAUGGGCGCACCCUCCGGCCGGCACUGGUGGGCGUGGCCAAAGCCCCUUAAAAAAAAAAGAGAUUCAGUGUGACUGUGAUGUUGUUGUUGCCUGGGCGACGGAUCACCUUGGGUACAGCAGACUGGUCAGAGCCCCCUCCCCAACCAUCUAACGUUGCCUCAGAGGCAGGAAUCCAACUCGAACUGAUAUCGUUACCAUGGACGACAUCAUCACACAGCCUGUUUUGACUGUGCAUAUCGACUCUCCACCCUUCUCCGGAAGUGUACACUUGCUCACUCCCCGUCAUGAAUUGAAAAGCAUUGGAUUGGUAUAAGCAUUGGCUGGAGGGAGUUUACACUGUCUUUAAAUCCAUGACAGGGAGUGUGCAAGUUUAUACUUUGGGAGAAGGGUAGAUAAUUGGGACAGAGCCCAUGUAUAUGCUGGGAGCAAAUAUGUUUUUACAGAAGUAACACUUGUAAUGGCAUGUAGAGCACAGAACGAGUUUCAUGCAAGUUAUUUCUUUUUUUGUCAUCGGGGUCAGAUUCCAUUCAUCUCUUUGUCCAGUCAUUGUAAUUAUUGUGUUAUGGAUGGGAGAAUGUAAUGGAUCUCAUUUGAUUAUAGACAACUGUUGUCAUCACUAUCAUAACUCUCAUACAAUUGAAUUUAAAAUGAAUUUUUUUCCUGUAAGAUUGUCUUUGGCACAACUUAACCCUGUAAAUUGCUGUUUUAGUAUUGCUUCCAGGAACACUUUUACAUGUACUGUAUACUUCAUUUUCAGAAAUGAUGUCUAGACAAAUUGAUUAUUGUUCAGCUACAAUAGUACAGUAGGACACUGACUGGUUGUCAAAAUGAGACAGAAAUGCUCUGGUCAAAUUGAUUACAGAUUCACCUGAAAUAAGCAACAUGAUGUUGAACCUCUGACGUAAUCAUUCCGGACUUCACUGUACAUCACUGCUUUGGCAGAUGUUGACUUGGUGGUCUAGGAUAGACGGCAUAAUACAGAUUUUGAGUUUAUCCAAUAACUAUUUGAACUGAACAUUAUAGUUGUCCUGUUGAGUGAGUGCCACAGCAUUUAAAUAAACAGAUUUACUUUGUA
This is a messenger RNA of Oncorhynchus mykiss (rainbow trout), 1762 nucleotides long. RefSeq names its product grpE protein homolog 1, mitochondrial. Gene Ontology annotation, molecular function: adenyl-nucleotide exchange factor activity; protein homodimerization activity; protein-folding chaperone binding. The record is from RefSeq and is a predicted model, not a curated record. Gene Ontology annotation, biological process: protein import into mitochondrial matrix; protein folding. NCBI's taxonomy places the organism in Eukaryota, Metazoa, Chordata, Actinopteri, Salmoniformes, Salmonidae. Gene Ontology annotation, cellular component: PAM complex, Tim23 associated import motor.